Molecule: messenger RNA, 8252 nt
Organism: Vicugna pacos (alpaca)
Lineage: Eukaryota; Metazoa; Chordata; Mammalia; Artiodactyla; Camelidae
Source: RefSeq, a predicted model, not a curated record
AUAUACCCUGGCCAAAACACAAUCAUGGAAGAAAGACUUCAGAUAAUUUCCAUGGCUGCUGUUCCUAAAACGUGAACUUUCUUUUCCUGUGUUCUACUGCCUCUUUGCUUUUUUGGAUCAGUUUGCAUUGUACAAGUUCCUUUAUUUAUAGUUUUGCUUUUCCAAAUGAUUGCUCCUUUUCUAUGAGUUCUCAAGAGUUGUUAACAUGGAUUAUAGUUAUCUGUCCUUUGCUAGUAUCUGGUGGACAAGUAAGAAACCAUUUUCUCUUAUGAUGAUUAUAUAUUUUUUUAUCCCACUUUUCUCUAAGAUUGAAUUAUUUAGAUUGUGAGUAUUCUUCACAUCAUUGAUAUUUAUAAGUUAUUUAUUCCUGAAUGUAUUGAUAGCAUGGUCAUUGGAAGUAAGAAAAAUUAUUCCGUCUGUAUAGCUUUGGAGGGCCCAUAUGCUGUUUAAAAUACUUAGUUAAGAAAAUGUUUUCCUUUAAAGAGAAUGCUCAGUGUAUAGGACAUGAACCCCAAAUUUUGGUGAUUGGUUAAUUUUGAAAAAUUAGAUUUUAGUUGACAGAAUGUCAGUGAUGGAAGGUAUGACCAGUCUUAUAAGAUUUUUUUGAAAAAACUAAGCAUUUAUUUUGAUGUAUUUGCUUCAGUCUUUUAUACUCAUGAGAAAUUCUCCUUUGAAAAAAUUUCACUGCCUUUGAACAAUUUGAAGUGAAUAUUUCUUUCCUUUUUAAAGAUGGACUCUAGCUUCACAUUUUUACACAUCUUGGACAAUUACGCAAAUGAGGAUUUUGUCAUAAUUGUGCCAUUUUGAUUCUCUAGUCAGAGUUUUCUAUUAAGUAUUUGUUUACUUGCAGGUAUAUUUGCGUACUUAAACUACCAUGUUCCUCGCACAAGACGAGAGAUCUUGGAGACCCUAAUCAAAGGCCUUCAGAGACUGGAGUACAGAGGAUACGAUUCUGCUGGUGUGGGAGUUGACGGAGGUAAUGACAAAGACUGGGAAGCAAAUGCCUGCAAAAUCCAGCUCAUUAAGAAGAAAGGAAAAGUUAAGGCACUGGAUGAAGAAGUUCACAAGCAACAAGAUAUGGAUUUGGAUAUAGAAUUUGAUGUGCACCUUGGAAUAGCUCAUACCCGUUGGGCAACGCAUGGUGAGCCCAAUCCUGUCAACAGCCAUCCUCAGCGUUCUGAUAAAAAUAAUGAAUUUAUUGUUAUUCACAAUGGAAUCAUCACCAACUACAAAGACUUGAAAAAGUUUUUGGAAAGCAAAGGCUAUGACUUUGAAUCUGAAACCGACACAGAGACAAUUGCCAAGCUUGUGAAGUACAUGUACGACAAUCGGGAGAGUCAGGACACCAGCUUUACUACCUUGGUGGAGAGGGUCAUCCAACAACUGGAAGGUGCUUUUGCCCUUGUAUUUAAAAGUGUUCAUUUUCCUGGCCAAGCAGUUGGCACAAGACGAGGUAGCCCUCUGUUGAUUGGUGUACGAAGUGAACAUAAACUGUCUACUGACCACAUUCCAAUACUUUACAGAACAGGCAAAGAUAAGAAAGGAAGCUGCAAUCUCUCUCGUGUGGACAGCACAACUUGCCUUUUCCCUGUUGAAGAAAAAGCGGUGGAGUAUUACUUUGCUUCUGAUGCAAGUGCUGUCAUAGAGCACACCAAUCGCGUCAUCUUUCUUGAAGAUGACGACGUUGCAGCGGUGGUGGACGGCCGUCUCUCUAUCCAUCGAAUUAAGCGGACUGCAGGAGACCACCCCGGACGAGCUGUGCAAACCCUCCAGAUGGAACUUCAGCAGAUCAUGAAAGGCAACUUCAGUUCAUUCAUGCAGAAGGAGAUUUUUGAGCAGCCAGAGUCAGUGGUGAACACAAUGAGAGGAAGAGUCAACUUUGAUGACUACACUGUGAAUUUGGGCGGUUUGAAGGAUCACAUUAAGGAGAUCCAGAGGUGUCGGCGUUUGAUUCUUAUUGCUUGUGGAACAAGUUACCAUGCUGGUGUAGCAACACGUCAAGUUCUUGAAGAGUUGACCGAGUUGCCUGUUAUGGUGGAGCUAGCCAGUGAUUUCCUGGACAGAAACACACCAGUUUUUCGAGAUGAUGUUUGCUUUUUCAUUAGUCAGUCAGGUGAGACAGCAGAUACCCUGAUGGGUCUUCGAUACUGUAAGGAGAGAGGAGCUCUAACCGUGGGGAUCACGAACACGGUCGGCAGCUCCAUAUCAAGAGAGACCGACUGUGGAGUUCACAUCAAUGCCGGGCCUGAGAUUGGCGUGGCCAGCACAAAGGCAUAUACCAGCCAGUUUGUGUCCCUCGUGAUGUUUGCCCUCAUGAUGUGUGACGACAGGAUCUCCAUGCAGGAGAGACGCAAAGAGAUCAUGCUUGGCCUGAAGCGGCUGCCUGAUUUGAUUAAGGAAGUCUUGAGCAUGGAUGAUGAAAUUCAGAAACUGGCAACAGAGCUGUAUCAUCAGAAGUCGGUCUUGAUAAUGGGACGUGGCUAUCAUUACGCUACUUGUCUUGAAGGGGCCCUAAAAAUCAAAGAAAUCACGUACAUGCACUCUGAAGGCAUCCUCGCUGGUGAGCUGAAACACGGCCCCCUGGCUUUGGUGGAUAAGUUGAUGCCUGUCAUCAUGAUCAUCAUGAGAGACCACACGUACGCCAAGUGUCAGAAUGCCCUUCAGCAGGUGGUUGCUAGGCAGGGACGGCCAGUGGUGAUCUGUGAUAAGGAAGAUACGGAGACCAUCAAGAACACGAAAAGAACAAUCAAGGUGCCCCACUCGGUGGACUGCCUGCAGGGCAUUCUCAGCGUGAUCCCCUUACAGUUACUGGCCUUCCACCUGGCGGUGCUGCGAGGCUAUGAUGUUGAUUUCCCCCGGAACCUUGCCAAAUCUGUAACUGUAGAAUAAGGGGCAUCUGAAACUGGGCCAUACCGCAACACAAGACACCUUUUGUAUUUAAAACCUUGAUUUAAAAUAUCACCCCUCGAAGCCUUUUUUAGUAAAUCCUUAUUUAUAUGUCAGUUAUAAUUACUCCAUUCAAUUGUGAUUUUUGUGAAAUUACCUCAUAUUUUUCCAGUAAUUUGUGGGGGAGUUUGAAUAAUGGAAUCUACAUUGGUAUCGGUAUCAGAGAUUUAGCUCUCAUUUUCUCUAAAGGAUGUGGAGUGUUGGAUUUCUGGGCCCUCCACUUCAGUCUGAGAGGAUUGUGUGCUUUUAAAAUAAUUGGCAUAUGUUUUAACAUACUUUUGUUCAUUCAGGCCAAUGAAAGAGUUAGUGCAUUUAAUUGGAAUAUUUAAAGCCAGCAGCAGUGUACUUGGACAUUUAAUUAAGAUUUUGCUAAUUUUUAAAGAGAAGAUGCUGUGAUUUAUUUUGAGAUUUGUUUGUAUUUUCUUUUUAAGUCAAACUGUAAAACUCAAAACUGUAAACUUUUCUUGGUGGGAUUUCUAUCUAAGUUAAUCUUAGUCUCUCAAACUUGUUGCCUGUGGGUCAAGGUAUCUUAGGAAGCUAAAUAGUAUAGUAGUUCAUUGGUUUUCUCCAGCCCUUAGCAGAAAAUAUUUGCACAAUUUCAUAGCACAAACCUUAAAUUUGAGCUGCUUUAAACAACUGACAAUAUGAUUUUAAAUCUGAAGACGGGACACAUAACAUGUCGGAUCUCCUGCUCCGUGUUUUUUCAUCUCCUGGAAGUGGUUUUAAUUUCUUUGUAUGUGUAGUUUUUUUUAAAAAAUUACUGCUGAGUGACAGAUUUUAUCUUCUUCUUUGAAAUCACCCCAGAGUUGCUAUCAGCUGCCUCAAAAUGCAUCAGUAGUGAUAUACUGAGAAUUCUCUCCAGCUCUGUCCCAGAGAAGAGUCCGUGCAGUUAGUUUUAACUUCCUUCACUGCCUGGUUGCGUCUAGUGCCUUCGUGCCAGUUUGGAGGCUCCCUGCAGUUGUUUGGAGCGUUUGCAGGUCUUCUGACGAAUCAUUUGACUCUAAAUGUAUGUGAUGAGCUAAGAUUAGAAAAAGCUAUGUGCUUUUUUACACUGGUAUUAGUGAAGGAUUAUAUAAAAUUUAGUAUUACUUUCUACGUAUUUUCUCUCUCUAUAUUCUGUGUUCUACCCCUGAAAUAUAUUUAGGAAUGAAAAAGAUAUAAAUAAAUUAGGUAAUGUUGAGGUGCCUUCAGCUGGCUAGUGUCAGAAAUGGAAACUUACAAAUUAGAUUGAAAUAUUUAGAAUAGAAUAUUAGUUUGACACCCAAAAAGUCGCAAAUAAUAAUCUCUUCAUGGAGCUUUUUGGGCCAGAUCUUGGGGGUUAUAGGACAGUAUUUGUUUUGGUUAAGUCCUUCUCUUUCAAAAGUUUUCAUUUAUCAAUUGUGAUGGUAAGAUGUUUAGUAUAAUUAUUUAAGCAAGCUCAGUCUUUUCCAUUUUCUGUGUUUGAACUUCCUGAGGAGGUUAAGAUGUUCUGAUAGCUGUUGUAAGAGAAGCAUAGAAUUCUUUCUGCCUGUGUGUUAGGGUCGGAGAAAAAACUGGCAUAUCUUGAGGUAAUUCAGAAGGACUCUUAGAUGUAGACUAGAAACCUGUUUUUAAAAAUGAAAUACGAUUACUCUUCUCAUCACAUAUAUGCUACCACAGCUACGUUUAUCUACUUCAAUGGUUUCUAAUAAUAUUUUGUGUAGGCCUGCUAGUUUUAGUAUAUGUAGUGUCAUUCUUAUGUUUGUUAUAUUAGCAUUUUAUGCACGUGAUUUGUAUGGAUUCGCAGCAUUUCUGAAGUUUGAAUUCGCUUUCUAAGUGAUGUGAAAUCAGUCAUCAGUUUUCAGUCCCUGUUUUUUCUCUCCUUCUGUGUGCAUAUUUUUCUGUGCUUGUUUUUCUUGCUCUCAAACACAUACAUUUCCAGCUAGGAUAAGUUCUGAACCACAUCUCAAAAGCCAAUAGUAGCAAAAAAGAAGUGAUAUUUUCCAAACAAACGUGGUUUCUCUUUCCUACUCCUCCUUCUUGCUCCCUACCCCCUUUAACGUAGUGAUUUUUAGAUGCUUUUAUGAAUUAUGCCCUCAAAACAGAUACUGUACUGAGGCAAACUGCCAGUAAGUGUGGAUGCCCAGUUAAAACCAAUGUAAGACAAGAAAAUGUGAUUUCUCAAGAAAGAUAUUCUACAAAAGAGUCCUUUAUAUAAAGAAUUCUUUCUUGUAGUACACUUAAAUUUUAAAUUCACUCCUGCAUGACUAAGAGUUCCUUGCCCCAGGCUGUGAGCCCUUUUGAGGCCAGGGGUCAUGUUAGCAUCUAACACAUGGCCCAGGAAAUGAUUGCUGCUUUGGCAUCCGUCCGUCAGCUUUCCUCUCUUGUUAAAUCACCUAUGCUGUAGGAAUAAAUGGUAGGUGGAAAACCGAUGUUAACUCUUUUUAGUUUGUUGUAAGUGUGUCAGCAACCUUUAAGGAAAAGUCGCUGUGCUAGGAACUGAAAAAUACAUCCUGUUUAAAGCAAGUCCACUUGUCCCCAGGUGGACUCACCUCUCAUGGAGACCAGGGUCACUGGAAGACACCGGGUGAGAGGGUGGGAAAUGGAGCUGAGCUGUUAAGUGCCGUGAAUGGAUUUGUUCGACUUAAGUGGUGGUCAGAGUUUUGGUACGAAUCACGUUCAUAAGAGGCGAAAUGCAGUUUGGAGAGUCCGCUGUAAUCACAGGCUGUUCAUCCACGUGCCUGGGGCUCUGGGGGAGCAGUGUGGAGGUGCAGGCGUGAGGACGGCCGCGCCAGCACUGAGAGGGAACUGACACAGGGCGCCGUGCAGAUGUCGGUUAGAGAGCUAACAGAGAUUUCUCUCCUAGGUUCUUAGAGAGUCGUUUCCGAGAUGAUGUUGUCUUAUCCUUUUGAAUACAGGUCGCUUGGUCUGAGUUAAUGAUAAGGAUGGGAAGAAAGGAACCCUUCUUUCUAGCUCCUUGGUAAUACUCCUUUGACACAUUUCUAUUAACUCUUUAAAGAAGGAAAACCAGCUGAAAUAUUUGCUUUAACAAACAUUUUAAGAAGUCCUUUGGGGUCACUUUUCUCUCCUUUUUAAAAAUUAGAAUAUAUACUAUAUAGCAAUAAAACGAAAGACUAAUAUUAACUAUUUAUUGAAUGCUACAAUUUAAGUGAUUUUUCUAAAAAGCACAAUGUCAUUGAAAAUGUUUAUUUAAAAAGAGUUCAUAGCUCACAUUAAAUUUGUGAAGGCCAAAGAAAUUGACAGGAACAGUAAAGGAAGAUAAAGAAGACUUACAUCCCAUGUUUAGUAGAUUUUGAAUGCCAGGUAGUGUUUUACCCACAAAAACAUAUUUCAGAUUACUUUCUUUGUUUGUAGUGUUAGAACCUCAAGUUCAGAAGUUUUAAUAAUUGAAUCAGUUUCCCCCACAAUAUUUAAAGAUAGUUAAUAUAUCAGUAUUUCCCUACUUUGAUGAAUUUAACUAUCCUCAGAUCUGUGACAUGAGAACCAAUAGGACUGAUAAUAUUAGCUUUGAACCAGUAGUAUCCAGGGUUAAAAUAAAAAUCACAGUCAACUAGCAAGACUGUGAAGUGAUGCCGUAUUAACUUGUUGUAACAGUCUGUAAUAGCUUGAUAUCAAUGUUACGGAAUACACCAUAAAUAAUGGCUAAUGAGAACUUUUUUAGGAAAUUCUCAAAUUACCUUUCUUAUACACUAGUUUUCAGAAUGAAUACAGAAAUGAUCCUGUUAGCUUUUUAAGACUGUUCUGUGGUUAGUUUUUUUUUUUUCUUAAGUAUAACUUUUGGUAUUUGUUUAAAUUGUAUUUCUUGUGAGCUGGAAUUUUACAGUCGUCCUAGUUUUAUUUCAGUGUUCUGUUCUUUACAAUGAAUGUUUAGUUUGCUGAGCCAGUUGGUCGUUUCUUCUUCAUGUCUUCUAAGUCUGGUGACUCUAAUUCUGAACUGUGAAUAAGUGAGCAAAAACUUGCUGAGAAUUGCAUUUUGAAGCAAUCUGCCAAUAUAUUUGAAGUGUAUUCAUGUUUGUUGUUGUGUUAAAGAUUGUAUUGUACUAAGAAUGUAGCCAAUGUUUACUUUAGUUGUUAGUAAACAUUUCUGAUGCUAAAAGUUUAUUCAUUACUGUUGCUUUUAAAAAUAAGAAUAUUGCAUAAGUAUAAUCAAAAACCAUGUUUUCAAUCCAACUUCCCAAUUAUUUUAAAAAGGAUCAUUAGGUAAAAUCAAAGGCUCUACCUUUUCUGAUGUCACACUCUGUAGAUAUACUUUCUUGAGUCUUUUAGAAUUUCUUGUGACAAUAUGUGGUUUCUAGCAAAUCUACAGGGUAUCAGAGACCAGCAACUUUAAGUGAAUUGAUAGUUUCAAGGGAAGGCUAUUUAAGAUGGGUGCGUAGCAAGACAGCAUAUACUCCAGAUCUAAAGUUUCUGUAGUAUCUGGCAAUCUGUUAAUUAUAGAACAAAGACUCCUUUUACAGGAUCCUUUUAUAAACAGCAAGCUAAAAUCUCUACCCCCCAGUGCUUACAGCACUUGCUGUGUUUUGCAGGAGAGAGACAGAGUUACGCCAGAGCGGUCUAAAUGAAUAGACGUGCUGUUUUGCCUAUCCGUAGGACUGAGUCCAAUCUCUCCUCUCUCACUUUCGCUCCGUGUUGCUCUGCAGCAAAGCUGGGGGCUGCCACACCAGCAGGGAUCAUUUUUUCCACAGGUCACAAUUUUUACAAAAAAAAUUCAGCCUUACUCCUAGUGAAAAGGUUUUUUAAAAUUCUCUUUAGUUCACUAUCAGUAAGCGUUUACUGAGUGCUUAUUAAAGGCCAAGAAAUAAUUUCCCUAAAACUUGAGGCCACUUUUCAUUGAAGUGAAUUUAAGGAAAAAUAAAUUCUUUAAUUUUUUUUGGAUGAAGGGAAGAAGUACUUAUUACGUUUCUCUCAUUAAUCUGAAGGUAAAUGGUUCUCCUUCAUUUUAAAAAACGAUGUAGAAAUUUUAUUAGUUUAACAAACAUCCUGGAGAUAAAAACUCAUCUUGUAAUAAUAUACAGAGAAGUAGCCAGGUUAUAGGUCAUUUAACCAGCUGACCCCUUCCCAGGAAGUUUAUAUAUAACAAAGUAAAUAUUAUUUUCUUUUUGGUUAGCAUGUAUACAAGAGAUUAUUUCCAAGGUUGAAAAGACGUAUUUGGGAACUUCAUAUUAACAUGAUUCAUUGUCUCCAACACCAGGGUUCACAUAUGUAUUUUCUCAUAGAGAAUGCUGUUAUGUAUCUGCAUUUCCCUUUUCAUAUUGCAAGAAAUUUUUGAAUAUGGAGUAUAGAUGUGUAGUUGAAAAUAUGAAAUAAAAAAUGUAGCUUGUACACAA